UUUUAAUCGCUUUUUUGCUUGCCUGCGCGAUGACCCCCCCCCCGCUAGCGCCGCGUGGUGUGUUUUCUCCAUCUCCCUGCCUCGCCUGUGAUGUGGGCUAAUUAAAUAUUUUAUUGUUGUUCUUUAGGCACCGCAUCAGCCUGCUCAACCCUUUAAAUUUACAAUUUCCGAGUCCUGUGAUCGGAUUAAGGAAGAGUUUCAGUUUUUACAGGCUCAAUACCACAGCCUGAAGCUGGAAUGUGAGAAACUCGCCAGUGAGAAGACAGAGAUGCAGCGGCAUUAUGUUAUGUAUUACGAGAUGUCCUAUGGGUUGAAUAUAGAAAUGCACAAGCAGGCAGAGAUUGUCAAGAGGCUGAAUGCUAUCUGUGCACAAGUCAUUCCUUUCCUGUCCCAAGAGCACCAGCAACAAGUGGUGCAGGCUGUGGAACGGGCCAAGCAGGUGACCAUGGCAGAACUGAACGCCAUCAUUGGGCAGCAACAACUCCAGGCCCAGCAUUUAUCACAUGGACAUGGUCUGCCAGUGCCUCUGACCCCACACCCUUCGGGACUUCAGCCCCCUGCCAUUCCUCCCAUCGGUAGCAGUGCCGGCCUUCUGGCCCUCUCCAGCGCCCUGGGAGGCCAGUCCCAUCUUCCAAUUAAAGAUGAGAAGAAGCACCAUGACAAUGAUCACCAAAGAGACAGAGACUCCAUCAAGAGCUCUUCGGUCUCCCCGUCAGCCAGUUUCCGAGGAGCUGAGAAGCACAGAAACUCCACAGACUACUCCUCUGACAGCAAAAAGCAGAAAACCGAGGAAAAGGAGAUCGCAGCUCGUUAUGACAGCGAUGGUGAGAAGAGUGAUGACAACUUGGUGGUUGACGUUUCCAAUGAGGAUCCUUCUUCCCCUCGAGGGAGCCCAGCACAUUCCCCGAGAGAGAAUGGCCUGGACAAGACACGCCUGCUCAAGAAAGACGCCCCAAUCAGUCCAGCCUCAAUCGCAUCCUCCAGCAGUACUCCUUCCUCCAAAUCCAAAGAACUUAGCCUUAAUGAAAAAUCUACCACUCCUGUGUCCAAGUCCAAUACCCCUACUCCCCGCACCGAUGCUCCCACCCCAGGCAGUAAUUCCACUCCCGGACUGAGGCCUGUCCCCGGAAAACCACCAGGAGUUGACCCCUUGGCCUCAAGCCUGAGGACCCCCAUGGCAGUACCCUGUCCGUAUCCAGCCCCGUUUGGCAUCGUGCCCCACGCCGGAAUGAACGGGGAGCUGACCAGCCCCGGGGCGGCCUACGCGGGGCUGCACAACAUCUCCCCGCAGAUGAGUGCGGCUGCGGCUGCCGCGGCUGCGGCCGCCGCCUACGGCAGGUCCCCGGUGGUUGGAUUUGAUCCACACCAUCACAUGCGUGUGCCAGCAAUACCUCCAAACCUGACAGGCAUUCCAGGAGGAAAACCAGCGUACUCCUUCCACGUCACUGCAGAUGGUCAGAUGCAGCCUGUCCCUUUCCCCCCCGACGCCCUCAUCGGCCCCGGCAUCCCCCGACACGCUCGCCAGAUCAACACCCUGAACCACGGGGAGGUGGUGUGCGCCGUGACCAUCAGCAACCCCACGAGACACGUGUACACGGGAGGGAAGGGCUGCGUCAAGGUCUGGGACAUCAGCCACCCCGGCAACAAGAGCCCUGUCUCUCAGCUCGACUGUCUGAACAGGGAUAACUACAUUCGUUCCUGCCGAUUGCUCCCUGAUGGUCGCACCCUAAUUGUGGGAGGGGAAGCCAGCACUCUGUCCAUCUGGGACCUGGCGGCUCCCACCCCACGCAUCAAGGCAGAGCUCACGUCCUCGGCCCCCGCCUGCUACGCCCUGGCCAUCAGCCCCGACUCCAAGGUCUGCUUCUCGUGCUGCAGCGACGGCAACAUCGCCGUGUGGGACCUGCACAACCAGACGCUGGUGAGGCAGUUCCAGGGCCACACAGACGGGGCCAGCUGCAUUGACAUUUCUAACGAUGGCACCAAGCUCUGGACGGGCGGCUUGGACAACACGGUCCGGUCCUGGGACCUGCGCGAAGGGCGGCAGCUGCAGCAGCACGACUUCACCUCACAGAUCUUUUCUCUGGGCUACUGCCCAACCGGAGAGUGGCUGGCAGUGGGGAUGGAGAACAGCAACGUGGAGGUGCUGCACGUCACCAAGCCCGACAAGUAUCAGCUGCAUCUCCACGAGAGCUGCGUGCUGUCGCUCAAGUUCGCACACUGCGGCAAAUGGUUUGUAAGCACGGGGAAGGACAACCUUCUGAACGCCUGGAGAACACCUUACGGGGCCAGUAUAUUCCAGUCCAAAGAAUCCUCUUCGGUGCUUAGCUGUGACAUUUCUGUGGAUGACAAGUACAUUGUCACUGGCUCUGGGGACAAGAAGGCCACGGUUUAUGAAGUUAUUUAUUAAGGACAAAUCUUCACACGAGCUGGACUCCUCCUCCUUGUAGCACUUUGUUCUGUCAUCCUUUUGUUCUCCCGCAUCUAAAACCAAGGAUUUCAGAUCCUCACUGCAGUUGUGGAUUUCAGCCCCGCCCCACCCCCCACUUCCCUGCUAUUGAAUUGUGAAUACUCAUUAAGAACCUGUGAUACCAAAUCUUCAGCUGUCUACUUGGAAGAACAUGGAAUAACCAUACUUAACAGUGAAAGGAAUCUUUAAUUAUGUAUUAUAUCUGUAAUAUAUUUAUUUUGUUUAAAGAAGGCUUUCUAACAAUGACUGACUAAAUAAAGCUGUCUGCUCCUGCAUUGAUAAUGAAGAUGCGUUGUAUUUGAUACCGCUCCCCCCCCUUUUGUCAAAGGAGGGGAAAGGAAGGUUUAAAAUAACUGAUUAAAAAUGUCACUAAAUGUAGACUAAUGACUGUAUAGAGAUGUGAAAUGUAUAAUUACACAUGGAAGCAAUAUGUUGCUGUGUUGUUAGAUUUUCUUGUUUUCGUUUUCUACUUAUUUUAAGGAUGUUUGGAACUUUGAACAGUUAGAACAUGACAGACCAUGUCAUAUUCAUUUGAGUCUAUUUGGACAACCUUAACCGAAAUAUCUAUAGCUUUAGAUUAUAUUCGAUAAAAGUAAUUAGACCUUUUUUUUUCUUUUUUUGACUUGUUGACAAGUGUCUUUGUAAUAUGUUUUUAAUUCAUUUUUUUAUUGUAUUAUAGACAGAUGAACAAAUUAAAUUUGGCCUCAAAGAGAGAACUUAAUCCCUCCUGGAUAUUUUUGCCACAUUUCUUUGCAAAGGGAGAUGUAUGUCUUUGGGCAGUUUUGUCAUUACGAGAAAUUAUGGGCUAUUUUUUGGCGUGUUCUUUGGGAACUGCACAGAUUCAGGGGAGGAUUCCCCUCACUGUGAAAGUCAAGUCUUUUACAAGAUAAAGACCAGCAGAGGAGAACUUGCAGGGACCUCCCUCUGAAAAUCAGAAAGAAUGGACUCUCACCUGGGGUGAGGACCCGCUUUCUUCACCUCCCUUCUUUCCAUGUCUUAGUUGGAUGUCCCUGAAAUGGACACAGGCUUUGCCACUGUGCCAGAAACAUUGUGUUAUCUUUUAUGUUGUUGUUGUUGCUGUUAAACUAUGAUAUGUGACUCCUUUUUUUUUUAUUAUUAUUAUUUUUUGUUUGAAUGCUUUAAAAAAUCUUUUAAGUCUGUGGAUCUGCUGAUGUACAGUGCCUUUGCUGCUAUGGAUCAAAAUCAAGAGAACUGUGUAGAUAAACUUUAUUGUGUAAGUAGAAAAUUACUUAAUUUCGUACUAGAAAUGGAUGGACGCUGCAAGUUGACAUGGGCUGUCCGUUGCCGUUCCUAAUGUGGUAGCAGAAGAAACAAAUGGUGUCUUAAGUGCUUAGUGUUUGAUGUCAUUAACAGUUUCGUAAAACUCUACAGUGUAGAAAGAUUUUGAUACUAAACUGUGCAUUGUACAUAGUUCUAAUGCAUUGUAUUGACCACCAGUACUUCUAUAAUGGUAGAUUUGUUUGUGCAUUCAGACUUUUAAGCAUUAAACAUAAAUAACUUCUAGUAUGCUUAUUUCUAA
Vicugna pacos (alpaca) is the source of this 4007-nucleotide messenger RNA. NCBI's taxonomy places the organism in Eukaryota, Metazoa, Chordata, Mammalia, Artiodactyla, Camelidae. The record is from RefSeq and is a predicted model, not a curated record.